Protobothrops mucrosquamatus (brown spotted pit viper) is the source of this 1751-nucleotide messenger RNA. It is a transcript of the gene PFKFB3, whose product is annotated as 6-phosphofructo-2-kinase/fructose-2,6-biphosphatase 3. The coding region runs from base 1 to 1551 and encodes 516 amino acids. Gene Ontology annotation, cellular component: cytosol. Gene Ontology annotation, molecular function: ATP binding; 6-phosphofructo-2-kinase activity; fructose-2,6-bisphosphate 2-phosphatase activity. Gene Ontology annotation, biological process: fructose 2,6-bisphosphate metabolic process; fructose metabolic process. The record is from RefSeq and is a predicted model, not a curated record. The transcript has 15 exons. NCBI's taxonomy places the organism in Eukaryota, Metazoa, Chordata, Lepidosauria, Squamata, Viperidae.
AUGCCCAUGGAGCUGACGCAGAGCCGGAUCCAGAAGAUUUGGCUGCCGCCGGACAACCACCCCACGCUGCCGCGCCGAUUAUGUGGCCCACAACUCACCAAUUCCCCCACGGUCAUCGUGAUGGUGGGUCUGCCGGCUCGCGGGAAAACCUACAUUUCAAAAAAACUCACCCGCUACCUCAACUGGAUUGGUGUGCCGACAAAAGUGUUCAAUGUUGGCGAGUAUCGCCGUGAGGCUGUGAAACGUUACAGCUCUUACAACUUCUUCCGUCCCGACAAUGAGGAGGCUAUGAAAGUCCGCAAACAGUGUGCCUUAAGUGCCUUGAGAGAUGUCAAACUCUACCUGUCUGACGAAGGUGGUCAGAUUGCAGUUUUUGACGCCACCAACACAACUCGCGAGCGAAGAUCCAUGGUCCUGCAUUUUGCCAAAGAAAACGGAUACAAAGUGUUCUUCAUCGAAUCCGUCUGCAAUGAUCCCACUGUGGUUGCUAGCAACAUCAUGGAAGUCAAGCUGUCCAGCCCAGAUUAUAAGGACUGCAACUCAACAGACGCCAUGGAAGAUUUCAUGAAGAGAAUCAGCUGCUAUCAGUCCAGUUACCAGCCUCUUGAUCCAGAUGGAUAUGACAGAGAGUUGUCGCUCAUCAAAGUGAUUGAUGUUGGUCGAAGAUACCUGGUGAACAGAGUCCAGGACCACAUCCAAAGUCGGAUUGUCUACUACUUGAUGAACAUCCACGUGCAGCCCCGGACCAUCUACUUGUGCCGGCACGGCGAGAGCGAAUUCAACCUCAAAGGGAAGAUCGGGGGCGACUCGGGGCUCUCCACCAGAGGCAAGAAGUUUGCCAGCGAGCUGAAUAAUUUUGUCAAGGAGCAAAACCUAAAUGAUCUCAAAGUUUGGACCAGCCAUCUAAAGAGGACAAUCCAAACAGCAGAAGCUCUUGAUCUGCCCUACGAGCAGUGGAAAGCUUUGAAUGAAAUUGAUGCUGGUGUCUGCGAAGACAUGACUUACGAUGAAAUCAAGGAAAAGUAUCCUGAAGAAUUUGCUCUACGCGAUCAGGACAAAUAUUAUUACCGCUAUCCAUCUGGAGAGUCCUAUCAAGAUCUGGUGCAGAGGCUGGAACCGGUGAUCAUGGAGCUUGAAAGACAGGAAAACGUUGUUGUGAUUUGUCAUCAAGCCGUGAUGAGAUGCCUUUUGGCUUACUUCCUCGACAAAAGCGCAGAAGAAAUGCCUUAUCUGAAAUGUCCUCUCCACACAGUCCUGAAACUGAGUCCUGUAGCUUACGGUUGUCGAGUGGAGUCCAUCUAUCUGAACGUUGAAGCUGUGAAUACUCACCGGGACAGACCAGAGGAUGCAAAGAAGGGACCUAAUGCGCUCAUGAGACGCAAUAGCUUCGUCCCUCUGGCCAGUCCAGAGCCCGUCAAAAAACCACGCAUGAACAGGUUUGAGGAUCAUGCCGCUGCUUCGGCUGCCUUGCCAAUUCACACCUGUCUCUCUCCUGACGGCCCGGUCCAGCUUCCCGGACAAAACCUGAACACUCCACACACGCAACCUUGACACUCUUUCGGCGCUACGGCGGGAACCGCGGGUGGACAGCCAAGCGCCCUGGCAUCAUUCAUCUCCGAAACUUGCAGUCUUGCUCCACAUCUCUGUUCAGCUCCAGUUGAUUUGUUGAUGAUCUCCAUCGCUGGGUUUAUAUCUUGCCUUCUUGGGACGUAAGAAAAUGGAGUUGUGGAAGGAGGAACCACCAGAGAAAA